GGCGAAAGGCAAGGCUGUGGGAUUUCUUCGGCGGAAGGAGGGCGUGGCUAGCCCGGAGGCGCGGAAUCUGUCUUCCGGCGGGAGUUCAAGGCGGGGGGGGGGGGUGGAGGCGGCUGGUGCUGGUUCUGCUCCUCCUCCUCCCCACGCGCUGCACGUCUUAAAUCGCGAGGCUUAAAAUAGCGAGGGGUUUGCACGGCAUGGAGAAACUGCAGCGGUUGGUUGUUUAGCUUGCCAUUCGCACUGGCGCUGCCUGAUUGGCUGUGGAGCUGGAGUGAGCGUUGUCCGCCCGCCCUGCUCCAGGGAUAAAAGGAGGGAAGGCAGAGCGCGCCCGCAGGUGAGGCUCCACGAGGUUCUUCUUGGUAGGUGUGCGAGCCACCCUGGUGCCUUCUUGCUGCCUGUCUGAGGCUGGCGCAGGGCUUUAUGCUGCGGUGGAGUCCCUCCCAGUAAUAAGACUAUUGUGAUGUUUUAUUUAAAUGUAAAAUUUUAAUUAAAAAAAAUUAAAUGAUGCUUUUGCUCGCAUGCCCUCCCAUUCUUUGAUGGGUCCUUUGGGGCAGGGCCCUUCUCUGUCACAGCAGGGGGAAAUGAAGGCAGGGGAGAUUUAACAGUGGUAGCCUGAUGCUGAAAUGGGAGAUUGGGUAGUUGUGAGGUGAGACGGGGUGGGUGGGUUGAUGCUUCGUGCUUGUUGGUAAGCGGUGCAAGCAACUUCAUGUCUACUCACAAGUAAGCCCUACUGAAUGCAAUUAAAAUUAUUCUUAUUUAAUGUUUGAUAUUUUGUUAGGUUUUUUAUAUAUGCUCUAAGCUGCCCAGAGUGGCUGGGGAAACCCAGCCGGAUGGGUGGGGUAUAAAUAAUAGUUAUUACUACUAAAGUGGCUUACUCAUAGGAAAGUAGUUAGUUAGUCCAGCCUUCCUCAUGUAUAGAAUUGCAGCUGGCCCUCAGUGACGAAGCAAAUGCAAUUUGACACUAGUAAAUUACUUUAAUUACUCUUAAAUUAGUUGCAAAUAGAUUAAAUUGUUAAUCAUAUGCAAGUUUAAUUAAUAUUUUUACUAAAUCUACCACUUCCUUAAAUUUUGAAUGUGCCCCCAAAACUCCAUAGAACAUUAAUCAAUUCUCCAGGAAUAUUAAUGGUUUCAUUGAAGCAUAUUAUCAAUGAGUUAAAUUUCAUAUAAUUAUAUGCAUCAAAUUUAGAUUGUUGUUCAUUUUGGCUAUUGGCAUCACUGCACAGUCUGCUUGUUCAGAUGCAUGUGUUCUGUUCUACUUUGCAUGCAUAGGAGCAUCUGUCUCAUGUACUGGGACUCUCCACAGUACACACUUACUUGGGAGCCAGGCUUAAACAUUUCUUUUGUCAAGUGUGUGAGAAGAACAUUGUGGUGGCUUGGCAAUAACCAAGCAUUUGUUCAAGCUAGGUUGACUUUUAUUGUUGUACCUGGCAGGGCACAGGAUGCAGAACUAGAUGGAUUCCCCACCCCCAUCCGAUCCAGCAGGGCUCUUCUUGUUCUGUUAAAUCUCCCAAAUGCAGAAGGAAGGGCCAUAUAGCUCAGAUACAGAACACCUUCCUUGCAUGCAAAUGGUCCUAGGUCCAGUCCUUGGCAUCUCGGGCUGGGAGAGACCUUGGACAGCUGCUGCCAGUCAGUGUAGGCAGUACUGAGCUAGGUGAACCAGUGGUGUGACUUGGUAUAAGGUAGCUUUUGCAGAAACUCCUCUACUGUAAAACAGAGGUAAGAACUUUUAUUCCCCAGUGGUUCCUGGAGAGCAUUCCUGGAAUGGAGUGACGACUCCUCUCUCAGCUGACUUCCCUAUCUCUUUGUUGUUUAGACUGAUACACCUUGGAUUGCACCAGUUUAGACUGAAACACCCUGUUUUACAUCAUCAUCAUCAUCAUCCUCCUCAUACUUCUUUCUCAUGGAUUUCAGGAAAUAAGUCACCUUCAAAAUAUCCUCUUGAGAGAACAAAGGAGCAGCAGCAGGCCAGCCAGAGCUCAGCUGGCAAGGAGUUGCCUACUAGAAAAAAUAACCAAUAAAGUGAAACUGACACGGGGACAAACAGAAGAAGACGCCUUUAUCACAUACACAGCCCAACAAGACAAUGACAAUAAUCCACCAACAGCAUACAAAUCAAUAUGGCUAACCUGAUCCAAAACACCCACCUACCCCACUCACACGAAAACAAAGAUCACCACAGCCAAUCACAAACAAACAACCACGCCCUAGGCCAACCCCAACCUCUCUCACCACCAAAGGAACACAAGUGAACAGCACAAGCAAUGCUGACACCAAACCCUACAUACAUUAAGCAUAAUAGAAACAUCGCCACCCGACCCCACCCCCACCCAUCUUCCCUCCCUCCACUCCUUUUUUUCCCUCUCCCCCUAAUGUCUCAACAAAUGAAAUGGAUUUGUAAAAAUGUUACAUGGAAAAAAUAUGAGAGACAUUACACUUACUUCUGUAAAACAAGAAAAUCUUUAAUAAAAAAGAAAAAGCUGGCAAGGAGCUGGAGGGCAGCACAGCACAGGUGGGCAUGAGAGGCAGGCAGGCUGUGGCCUGUGGGGUAGGACCCAGGGUAGGAGAGGAGGGGGCAUUGUUACUGUUGUAAUUCUUUGAAUAAGAGAAACAUAACAAGUAUUUCCAUUGUUUUCUCCAUAGAGGAUCCUUUGCCGUUCGUAAGUGUAGUCAGGAUGUCUGCAGAACCCCAGAAGCAGAGGAGGCUGUCAGUGUAUGGGGCAGAGUGUAUCCAAGCUAAUAAACAGCAAAAUACACAGGUUUCCAUUGCUACUUUUCUCAUUCCUCAGACCUCCCUCGAAGCAGACCUGGUAUAUGGUUCAAUUAUUUGUGUUGCCAAUGUAACAUUGGCUAUAUUAUAGCUUAAUGUUGGCCAUAUUAUACAGUCAGCAAGGAUCUAGACAGUUAUCUGCAAAUUGAUCCUGCUUAUUUGAGGCAUUUUAUUUGAUGUUAUUACAGUCUUCACCUAUACUAAUUUUAUAAUUAAAUAAUAUACAUCUAAAUAUGUCAACGUAGAAUACAGUGCGGCUAAAUACGUAACUACCAGAUUUUGCAAUCCAAAAGCUUGCUGCAUAUUUCAAAAUUGCUUUUAUUUCCUAAGAAUUAAAGCAACCAAUCUUUUUCUAUUUAAUAGCUGAGUUCAUAUUUUGUGUACUACUAGGACUCCUUUUAUGCAGGUUACAGCUGCGGAGUUGGUGCACACGUAUCACACUGUUAAACACAACUUCAACUAUAACAGUGCUAAUUGUGCAUACGAACUGAACCAGAAGAUACUGCAGGACCGAGCUAUAGGAGAACAAAAUAUGAGACCUUAAUAAGGGAUGUUCUUGAGCCAAAAGUUGUUGAAGAUAUGGUGAAAAAGUUGAAAUCUGAAAGUCCCCUCUUUUUCUCCAUUCAAACAGAUGCCUCCAACAAGGGAAACAGAAAAACAUUCCCUCGUACAGUGCAGUUCUUCACUCCUGAAAGUGGAGUCAUGAACAAUAAGAUUGAUUUCAUCGAGAAUCCCAAGGGAUCGUGGAUUGCAUACACCACACUUUAAGAAAACUGGGAAUGCUGAAUGGAAACUUUAGUAUUCACAAUUUGGUCUACACAGUGUUGAAGAAGGAAAAACAGAAGAAGAAACAACCCUUUGUUGGUACUGCAAGGCCCAUAUUGUGCAUAACAUGGCUUUCAGUGGAACCAUGUCUCUGCUCCUGCUUCAUUAGGCUUGUUGUGGAUUUUCCCAGACUACUCCUCACUAGCUGAAGCUAGACAUAAAUGCAGGAGUGCAGGAUGAGGAAGACAGUUACGUUGUGGAGGUUUAUCUCCUUUUUUGCAAUCACAUAUUGUCCCUCUUUGUAGAUACUGUUAUGAAGCUUGAAGCCAAUAACACCACCUGCGUAGAGCUGUAUGCCAUUAUGUAUUCCUUUAGACCCAAACUGGCACAGAGACAUGAGGACCAGUUCUUUGGAGACCUGACCAAAGUGAAGCUGCAGCGCCUUUCUCCAGUUGAUGCAAACAGGGCAAUGGGAGAAUUCAUUUUAUUCAUUGAGACUGCCAUUUCAUUGAGAAAUGGUUUGCUUUUUCAAAUUGCAACUGGCUUUUCUACCUCCAGCCCCUCUCCCUCCAGGAUAGCAAGUUUAUCUAGAGACGUUGAAAAGGUCAAUGAAAAUCUCAGCUUCACUACCAGAGUGGACAUGGAUAAGCUGUAUGAUGAAAGCGUAACAGGCAACUGCAUUCUGGAGCAGCUUUUAAAGGAUGCUCAGUGAAAGAACAAAGAUGUGGCUGCAAAGUGGAUGGCUAUAUUUACAGCAUGUGAUCUACCCAGUUUGCCCUGUGGAGUGGAUUUCCUCCAUGAUGUUGAACAAAUGGAGUAAUGUUCAGAACUGGUGCUCUGUGGAACUGAUAAAAAGUGAGAUCCUGAUUUCUCUGAACUUUGAGCUGCCAUGUGCCGAAUUCCACUCUUAUUUUGAAGGACAAAGCACUGCUUAAUGCAGCAAGGAGUGGCAGAAAGUGGUCAUGGAAGGUGAAGUGGAGCGAGACAGACAGAGACUAUUGUCUCAAAACAGAGGGACUUCUGGGGCCCUUUCCACAGAAACAGAGAUAUUAAACACCAUGUUAAGUUGCUUCAUGUUGGUUUGUGUCAAACCAAUUACAAAUCUAAUGCUUUUGUUUUUCUCCAUUGAAUAAAGCACUGUAAACCAUGUGUGCCAUUGUAAUGACCUUGAAGUCAUUUCUGCACCAUGUAUGGCAAUUUUUAGUGCCCCAGUUCCCCUGCCCCAUCCCUUAUUUUGCCUGACCAAAGGUGGCAACCCCAGCAUUAGUCCAAGAUGCUCUGGUUCCAUUAAUUUUAUGAAAGCUACAUUUCUGCCUGUUUCCUCAAACUGGGGAAGCCAGAAUCCUGUAGGCACUGAUGACCUAGAACACUACAGACAAUCCUAAAACCCUCUUUUGCGGGGAGAGGGGCAGAGACUUCCAUUAGCAGUUUGAUUCUGUAGGUAGCCCAAGAUAUUCUGGCAGAGGGAACUGCUGAAAAGUGAGCCAGGUCAACUGCAGGGCAGGCACACACGGGAGGCAUGGAAUGCAAUUAGCUUUUUAUUAACAGAAAACAGCACAGCAGAGUUCUCUGGUUUGCCUUAAUCUGGUUGAGACAUUGCUGAAACUGACCGCUAGCUCCACCCUUAUCCUCCCCAGCCUUUCACUCUGGAUCCCUCCCAUGCAAAUGGAGGCUGCAUUGAGUGGGGUGAGCUCCUCUGUGCCUGUCUGGCCUGUACAGGACUCUAUUCGAUUGGGGGGGGGGGGAGUAGAGCCAGUAGGACUGUGGCUGUCCUGCUGCUGUGUAGCAGGGCCAACCUCUGACUCCUCUCUGAAUCUGCACUCACACCAUGACUGUCGGCCUCUAACCCUGUCCUGGAAGGCCCUCUUCCUGUCCUCCCCCAUCACUCAGACCCUGCUUCUGGCACCUCCUAGCUGGUCCAUUCUGCAGACUGCUGUUUAGUGUACCACCACCAGGAUCUGGGAUCUGAGUCUUUUGUGUCCUCCCUGGGGGGCUCUUGGGCAGGCGGCUCCCACCACUCUUCCUAAUCCAGGCAGCCCUUGACAACUGGGCAGACCAUCCUUCUGAUCGCAGCACGGAGCUGCCGGUCGGACUGCUCUGACUCUUGUGCCACCUGGCCGAAGGAGCAACUUGUGCAGAGUUUAUUUCUGCUUUGUUGUGGAAUGUACAUAUAGAUAUAAAUAGUGAGGCCAGUUCAGUCUGUUGAGGCUGGGAGGAGGACUUCCCUGCCUCAGGGCCCUGUUUCAGCCAAUCUCCACCUGGCCCAGGCCGGCUAUAAGAACUGCGGCUGCGGCUGCGGCUGCUAACCAGCAAGGAUGAGGGUAUUUUGAGGGAAGUUUUGUUGGGAGUUUUUGCUCUUGUUACUGAUAUUAACUGAGAUUACUGAUACUAACUUUUUGUAUCUUCAUUUUUAUGUGGAAAUUGUUCAGUUUGGUUAUGUAGUUUUUAAUAUGCUUUAUUUUUAUGACUACUUUGUUAUGUUUAUAAUUAUGAAAAUCUUUUCAUCUUGUAAGCCGCCUUGAGCAUUGUUUUAACUGGAAAGGCAGCAUACAAAUAAAAAGUGGUGGUGGUGGUAAUUGCCAGUUUGGGCAUGUGAGUUUUUGCUUUGGCAGCUACAAAAUGAGAGAAGGGUUGAGGAAGGAAGGAUGAGGAACUUGCAGGCCCCAAACAAAGAUUUGGGGGCUGACAGAGAAUUAUCAUGAUGUGGGCUUAGCAGAAGCAAGGCUGAAGGGCUUAACAAGAAGGUGUGCAAGGGCAGAAGAGAGCUAUAGCUCUUGAAUAGAGUUUUUAGAGUUCCUUUCUGCCAAGGAUAAGUGUAAGCCAAGGUCUGUGCCAAGGUCUUCUUUUUGUAAACAAUGGAGGGCUUACAAUUAACUUUCCUCCGCUCUUUUCACACGUGGUCCGCACAUUAAAGCUCUGCGUCUGAACACUCUUAUUUUUGUUUGCCUCAAAGCUUUCCCUGUGAAAACCCACCCUUUAUCAAUCUGCAAAAAUCCCAAGUUGAGAUUUGCUCUGAUUCCGCUUGAAAGAGUGCGAUUUUGCAGGGAAAGCUGGGAGGGAUUAAAGCUCAGACCUCUACCUGCAAAAAGCGGGGCAAAAGUUAAGUUGAAAAGUCCAGAGUCUAUUUUAUACUAUCUGUUUAUUUUUGUAUGUAGCAUGACUGCCACCCUGUGGCAUCUGAAAGUAGAAUAUUAAGUUACAUGGAAGUGAAGUUGCUGACCCAUGAA
Messenger RNA from Podarcis lilfordi (Lilford's wall lizard), 6759 nucleotides. The record is from the annotation of a GenBank genome assembly. NCBI's taxonomy places the organism in Eukaryota, Metazoa, Chordata, Lepidosauria, Squamata, Lacertidae.